Messenger RNA from Sebastes umbrosus (honeycomb rockfish), 2903 nucleotides. It is a transcript of the gene ccne2, whose product is annotated as cyclin E2. NCBI's taxonomy places the organism in Eukaryota, Metazoa, Chordata, Actinopteri, Perciformes, Sebastidae. The record is from RefSeq and is a predicted model, not a curated record. Gene Ontology annotation, molecular function: cyclin-dependent protein serine/threonine kinase regulator activity. Gene Ontology annotation, biological process: G1/S transition of mitotic cell cycle; regulation of cyclin-dependent protein serine/threonine kinase activity. The coding region runs from base 484 to 1671 and encodes 395 amino acids. Gene Ontology annotation, cellular component: centrosome; nucleus; cytoplasm. The transcript has 12 exons.
CUUCUGAUGCCGCGUAAAAACAUGUAAAUAUCUCCAUAAAGAGUAAACUUAUAAACAUAUAACCUCACGGUUCUGACGGGAGGGGAUCUCUACGCGGGUACCGAGUCGUUUCUGUGUAACCGGAACGUACGGAAAGCGGUGUUAACGUUAAUAAACCGUCCUUAUUUACCGGAGUCCGUUAGAGAUGAGUGUGAUCUCCGGUGAAACACGGUAAAUAACCCCGUUAAUCACGUCCUAACGCCUCUAAUGAGCUGUUACAUCCAGGAGACGAGUACAUGCAUCACAUGUAGACCUCUCGGUGUUGCUGGUUUGUUUAAAUCUCAGCUCAGAUUUAAACAUUUAGCGGGUUUCUGUGAACCGGGAACGCGCAUGCGCAGUGCGCGGCGGCCGUAUGCGGAUAUAAGGAGGAUUGGCGCCGGCGCCACAGCUGAUGCAUUCAUUCAUUGAUCAGCCAGGAGCGGAGCCAUAAAUACACUCGACACAAUGUCCAGACGCAGUGGUCGCAUCACUUUGCAACCUAGAGAUUCAAACACAAUUGAGCUGACCCUCAGAGCCCCACUGAAGAAAAGGAAAUCAGAGCCCUCCAGGAAAAAACUACAACCUGCUGCCAAGAAACAAAGCUAUGAAAUACAGAAGUGUUGGUCGGAGGACGGAGCGAGCCCGUGCGUCCUCAUCGAAACUCCCCACAAAGAGCUGGAACCUGCAGAUCCGUCCAGCUUCAAGCAGUACAGAUUCAUGAACCUCUUCAUCAAGGCCUCCCCCAUUCCCCAACUCAGCUGGGCCAGCUCAGACGACGUGUGGAUCAAAAUGCUCAACAAGGAGCUGAAGUACGUUCAUGACAAGAGCUACCUGCAGCGGCAUCCCAAACUGCAGCCCAAGAUGAGGGCGAUUCUGCUGGACUGGCUGCUGGAGGUGUGUGAGGUGUACUCCCUCCACCGGCAGACGGCCUACCUCGCUCAGGACUUCUUCGACCGCUUCAUGCUGACUCAGGAGAACGUCAACAAAGACUACUUGCAGCUCAUCGGCAUCACAGCGCUCUUCAUCGCCUCCAAGAUAGAGGAAAUCUACCCUCCUAAAAUCUUAGAGUUCGCCUACGUCACAGAUGGAGCCUGUGAAACUUGGGACAUCCAGCGUACAGAGCUUCACAUACUAAAGGCGUUGAACUGGAAUCUGUGUCCGGAGACGCCCAUCUCCUGGUUGAAGCUGUACGCCCAGGUGGAGGCCCAGACGGACGGAGAGAACUUCCUGGUGCCGCAGUUCUCCCAGGAAACGUACAUCCAGAUCACACAGCUAUUGGACCUGUGCAUGCUGGAUGUCACCUCGUUGGACUACAGCUACAGUGUUCUUGCUGCGGCCGCCUUCUGCCACUUCUCCACGUUUGAUGUCGUUCAUAAAGUCUCAGGCCUGAUGUGGGACGGCGUGGCUCCUUGUGUUCGGUGGAUGAGUCCCUUCAUGGACGUGCUGCGAUCUCAAGCCAAACCUCAACUCAAGAACUUCCCCAAAGUGAAACCUGACGCCCGACACAACAUCCAGACGCACGUGGCUUAUCUGGACCUGCUGAAAAAAUGUCAGGACCAUCAACUCGACAGCCUCGACUGUCAGCUGUCGCCCGUCGCCGUGGGAACAAUUCUGACUCCGCCCAGCAGCACAGAGAAACCAGCCAAUCCUUGAGCAGGACACGCCCAGCGAGGACACGCUACCUCCCCGUACAGUUUUUGACCUGAAGGUACCUCUCACACCACGUCCGGUCCGCACCAAAUGGGAUGCGAUUUUAGGACAAGAUUAACUUAAUGUAGCACGUUUUAAUUUAAUUCCGUUUUAAACACUAAAUCAGGAACUCUGAUUCCUGUCAGUAUUUUUAUUAAUUUGGUUUUAUAAAACAAUUUAUAGGAUAAUUAGUUUAAAUUUGAGCAGCAGCGACCGGAGUCCACUGAUGUAAAGUGGGGACGCAAACUGUUUUUGUUUUUUAUUAUUAUUAUUAUUAUUUUUAAAGUGUUUUUUUUGAGAGGAAACCAAAACAUUUUAUACCUGUGAGGUAUUUAUCUUGGAGUUUUACUGGUGCUAUUCUUGAACUUUGAGGCUUAAAUGCUUUCAGAUGGUGCUUCAGUUAGAUUCUCAGGAACAUUUAAGUGAGGAAUCUCAUUUCAUUCAGCUCUGAAAGUUGAAAUCUCCCUCAUGAAUUCCAAUUUAAAUAGUGUGCUCGCCACAAGAAAAUGUGAUUUAUCUACAAAGCGAGCCCGCUCUGUGUUUUGCUACGCGAGCCAUACGAACAAUCAAGACACUUUAUUAGCUGUUUAACAUCCGGGAGGUGUUUUGAACGCACCUGACCUGUUUGCGUGGCUCAACAAUUCCCCCUUUUUAAUCUUUUAUUAUAGUUGCAACCUGGUUGCACAAUUUUGUUACAUUCCUGGGAAACUUGACUUGCAUAGGAAAACUGCACACGAUUGUGCAAGGUUUUUGCUUUUCAUUUUUAAGUGCUUGUAUUUAUUGAUAAGCCUUAGUAUGUAAAAACAAAAUGUCUGUCUAUAUGUAAAAAAAAAUAAAAAACAUUUCAGUUUGAUUGCUGCCAAAGGCAAAAGCUAUUUAUGAUUUUGCUGUGACACCUGUUGUUGAAAUACAGUUCCUCAUUAAAUGUUGUACACUAGCCUGUCAUUUCUUAGUGCCUUUAAAAUAAAUAUGAACUGUACAGCUACUUGAGAUGAGCUGCAGUGAGCCCAAAGGCUGUUCAACAACCUGUGACUGUAAACCGUAAGCUCCUCAGCUCGAUGGAAACUCUGCAGUGAAAAACAACCAUGUGAACUGUAUGCAGAUGUUAACGAAUGUACCUUUGUAAAUAGAGCAAUUCAGAAAUGUGUAAUUUUCUUUUAUAUUGUAAUGUUUUAAAUAAAUGGAGUGAAAUGAAA